Fopius arisanus is the source of this 1871-nucleotide messenger RNA. It is a transcript of the gene Rab5, whose product is annotated as RAS oncogene family member Rab5. Bases 249 to 893 code for a protein of 214 amino acids. Lineage: Eukaryota; Metazoa; Arthropoda; Insecta; Hymenoptera; Braconidae. Gene Ontology annotation, cellular component: Golgi apparatus; endosome. Gene Ontology annotation, molecular function: GTPase activity; GTP binding. The record is from RefSeq and is a predicted model, not a curated record. The transcript has 6 exons.
GUCGGCCAUGUUAGCAGGGAUGGGAGGGUGUGCUGAUUGAAACAAACUUAAAAUCGAGGAGGUGGAGAAACUAGUGCUGACCAAGAAAGAGGGGUAGACAGGCGGCCUCCUGGUGUCGUCCCAACGUUUCACCAUAUUAUUUAGUUUUUUUAUUUUUCACGUUGAAAUUAUUAUUCAACUACUCCACAAUCUGUUCAACCCUUUAUCUGGAAAUACAACGAGUAAUUGGUGUUAAUUAUACGAUUGUCAUGGCUAACCGUGGGACGGUGGCCCAAAGGCCAAAUGGCACUCAAGGUAAAAUUUGUCAGUUCAAAUUGGUAUUACUUGGCGAAUCAGCUGUUGGCAAAUCGAGUUUGGUACUGAGGUUUGUUAAAGGGCAAUUUCAUGAGUACCAAGAAAGUACAAUAGGAGCUGCAUUUUUAACACAGACUGUAUGUCUCGAUGAUACGACUGUUAAAUUUGAAAUAUGGGAUACAGCAGGUCAGGAACGCUACCACAGUCUUGCCCCCAUGUAUUAUCGUGGUGCUCAGGCCGCAAUUGUCGUAUACGACAUACAGAAUCAAGACACAUUCGUACGAGCCACAACUUGGGUAAAGGAGCUUCAACGACAAGCAAGUCCCAGUAUAGUGAUAGCACUUGCAGGAAAUAAAGCCGAUUUAGCAAACAAACGUAUGGUCGAUUAUGACGAGGCUCAAGCUUAUGCCGACGAGAAUGGUCUUUUAUUCAUGGAGACAUCAGCGAAAACUGCUAUGAACGUCAACGAUAUAUUCUUAGCAAUCGCUAAAAAACUCCCAAAGAAUGAACAAACGGGAAAUGCAAGUACGAGUGGUCAGGGCCGUCGGCUAGUGGAGUCUGAGGGACAAAAAACUGCAGCGAGUAACUGCUGCAAGUGAUUGGACAAAUUCGUAGAUGUCGCUCUCAUUCAUUUCAUAUCGAUUGACACUCACUGGAUAUUUGUCAUCCUGGCAAGCAUCCUCGGUCAUUGGAUCCCCAUCUGAAUUUAUACGAGAUAACGAGCAUCGAAGAAAAUCGCAAAAAAAAAAAAUUAACAAAAAUGGAAAGCAAAAAAAAAAGUCAUAACCACUCGAGAUCUAAAAUGCAAACAGUUCUAGAUGGUAAUGAGGAUUGAGGGAAAACGAUUACAUAUUGAGACAGCUAUUGCGAUCGAUUUAUAUUUGAUUAUUAAUUGAAUAUUGAAAAAUACGAACUCUGAGUGAAAGAUUGCACGAGGGAGAGUUGUUGAAUGGGUGUACCUUUGCGGAAGAAACUCGUCCAAGGAUUCAUUGUGGUAACUUAGAUAAAUUAUCAAGAAAUUCAUGGAAAGGCAAUACUACUCAACACAAUUAAACCUAGCAGGAAUUUAUAUCGAAUGAAAAGAUGAAGAAUAAUUAAAUAUAAAACAUCACUGUCACAAUAUAUUCGACGAUAUCAACUGUCCUGGGAACUGAUGAAUCUGUUGAAAAAGAGAGAAAUUAGGAAAAAGAUAAAUAACAAGAAAAGCGUAAGCCCCGUUUGUUAUUCUAGUAGUAAUGGACGGUGUUCGUUAUAAAUAUAUAAAUAUACUAUAUAUAAAUACAUUAUAUAUUAUACGAAUCAUAUAUCUAAUAUGGUUUAUGUAAGGAAAUAAUAAUAAUAAUGAUAAUUUGCUGAUACAUGAUGAAUGAACUAUUACGAUUCAAUAUGUAAGGUAAAUAGGUAAUGGAUCGAAUGGAAAAGUAAACAAUUAUUGAACCCAAUAUUAAUUAUGAAAAAUUUUGGCACGCAAAACCAUUCUUGUAAGAUAGUAGGGGCCAUUCCUGCUGCUAUAAUUGAAAACUAUAUAUUUUCUUCGUCAGAUUGUAACGUGUAAUAAUAAUUAUAACUUUAAAGUA